This is a messenger RNA of Physcomitrium patens, 757 nucleotides long. RefSeq names its product small ribosomal subunit protein cS23. Gene Ontology annotation, molecular function: structural constituent of ribosome. Gene Ontology annotation, biological process: translation. The record is from RefSeq and is a predicted model, not a curated record. NCBI's taxonomy places the organism in Eukaryota, Viridiplantae, Streptophyta, Bryopsida, Funariales, Funariaceae. Gene Ontology annotation, cellular component: ribosome.
UAGCACGGAAUUGCUUCUUCGCCGGAUCGUGAGAGUCCAUUGAGCUAAGCUCCGUCGCUCGCUGGUAAUUUCGCUUGCGUAGAGCUCAAUUUGUCGACCUCAUCGACCAUGGCGGCAGUGGUGUGCGCAGGUGCUGUGGCUGGUACUUCUGCUGCCGUGGAAUGGGCGCCUUCCUCCGCUGCAAGCUCCUCCGUGGGAGCUUCCCGUAGCGUGGCUUUUCGGGGCGCUGCUCUGGCCGUGAAGCCACUCAGGGUUUGCCGAAGACGUGAAGACGAUGGGGUUGAGUUUCUGCAGGGACGGAUGCAGAGAUUGACUGUGAAGGCGUCUGCGGAGGACGGCGACGGUGAGGUGACUUUGAACAAGCCCGCAGGCUCUGGCAAGAAGAAAAAAUUGGUCAUCUCACCCCCAAAGAAGCAGAGGGUUUUGCUGAGAUUUUUGUGGUUGGAGAAGAACAUCGGCAUCGCACUUGACCAGGUUGUACCAGGCCAUGGAACCAUUCCCCUCAGCCCCUACUACUUUUGGCCACGAAAGGAUGCAUGGGAAGAAUUGAAGGCAAAGCUAGACAGCAAAGGUUGGAUCUCAAGGAAGAGGACCAUUAUCUUGCUGAACCAAGCUACUGACAUUAUCAACUUGUGGCAGCAAAAUGCCGCCGAGCUUUAGAUGAAGAUAGAGUUGUGUUAAUUAUAUUUGAUCCUGGAGUAGCUGUAAUGUGUUAAUUAAAUUUCUAAUUGAGAACUUUCCCACAUUUCUUUCGGCA